UGACUGUAGAUCGCCGAGGAGAUUGUUUUCCUUAUUUGUUUUCUUGGGUUUUCGUCGCGCAAUUUCCGAAAUGACUCGGACCGUCGGGUUAGAUAUUUCGGAGUCGGGUUUUGUCCCCUCGAACCGCGGAAACGAUGCUGAUGUAGAGUUGAUUAUGCAGAACCAACAAAGCUAUAGUGAGAAAAUAAAUGUGGACAAAGACAAAAGCAGUGGUGCCUUUGCGAAUGAGGCAAAGCGUCGAACCAGUGAAAUGACCAAUUUUAUGGAUGAUCUCACCUUAAGUUCUCCAAAAGAUAGAAAGUCUCGCUCAAGAUCUAAAACGCAUUCCAGCAAGCAGAAGUCAACCUCCAGAUCCUCUUCACGUAGCUCUGAGUCAGAUUCCAGCUCUUCACGAUCAAGGUCAAGGAGUUGGAGCAGGUCACGUUCUCGUGACAGAAAAUAUAGACAUAAGAGAUCAAGACGUUCACAAUCGUAUUCAAGAAGCCACUCCAGGUCUUAUUCCAGGAGCCGCUCCAGGUCUUACUCUAGAAGCCGCUCCAGGUCCUAUAGCCCUCGUCAGAGAAAAAGAUAUUCUUCUGCUUACAGAAGGUACUACCGUUCGCCACCUCGGUACAGAUCACGUAGCAGAUCACAUUCUCGACUGGGGUCAUAUCGCAGAAGCUGUCGUUCAAGGAGCCGCUCAAGGUCUCGUGGCAGAAGGUACUAUGGCUUUGUAAGGCGGCCUUACUCUCCUACAUUCAGAAGCUGGAGGAGCAGAUCAAGAACCAGAUCCCGCAGCAGGACCCCGCUCAGAUUAAGUGAAAAGGAAAAGCUGCAGCUGUUGGAAAUUGCCAAAAUGAAUGCUUCCAAGGCGCUAGGAAAAGAGGUGGAGCUUCCAGAGAGUCUCAAGGACUUACAGAAGCAUUCAGAGCAUUCUGAGGAUGUGAAAAGAAGCCAAAGUGACAGGUCUCAUUCCAAGAGUCGCAGUUCUAGCCAUGCUGUAAGUUGUGAAAUUAUGAAUGCAUAAGAAUGGUUAACUUGCUCC
This is a messenger RNA of Spea bombifrons (plains spadefoot toad), 1024 nucleotides long. RefSeq names its product arginine and serine rich protein 1 (gene RSRP1). The record is from RefSeq and is a predicted model, not a curated record. Lineage: Eukaryota; Metazoa; Chordata; Amphibia; Anura; Pelobatidae. The coding region runs from base 71 to 1006 and encodes 311 amino acids. The transcript is spliced from 5 exons.